Messenger RNA from Lobosporangium transversale, 659 nucleotides. Its product is annotated as VPS4-associated protein 1. Gene Ontology annotation, biological process: vacuolar transport. NCBI's taxonomy places the organism in Eukaryota, Fungi, Mortierellomycota, Mortierellomycetes, Mortierellales, Mortierellaceae. The transcript has 2 exons. The coding region runs from base 37 to 648 and encodes 203 amino acids. Gene Ontology annotation, cellular component: endosome. The record is from RefSeq and is a predicted model, not a curated record.
UUUAAAGAAACCAACGCUAUAUUCAAUACGACCUAAAUGUCAACAGCAUCACCAGCGCCUCUUCGCAAUGCUUAUUUGGAGAAGACAGCGACAACAGAACGUCCAUGCUUUAUCUGUAUGAAGAUGACGACUAAAGUGCUGAAAGCCAAGGAUGGCGGAGAUUUUUUCUAUGCUUGUGCCUCACAUCUCCAAGAUCCAGGGUUUGCAAAGGGUGAGGGAUACCCUCCUGUACCAACAGCAGAAGCACUGGCAGCUGUGGCAGCAUACAAGAAGAAGAAGGCAGAGGCUGAAAAGAAGAAGCAGGAAGCAGCAGCAGCCGCGGAAGCAAGUAGCAAAGCAGAGGAGGAUAAACGAUCUAAUGUAUCCAAGAUUGGGUCUGCAGUUUUUUCAGGCCUAGGAUCCGUAGCUACCAGGGCUGCAACAUCAGUCUCGGCAUUUAUUAACGACGAAGAAGCAACUAAGGCACGGAUACAAGCCCAAGAACUGGAGAGGCAGCAGGCAGAAGCAAGAAAAAAACCAGAAUAUUGGGUAUUGGAUCAAAGAAUUUUCUUUUUGCGCCAAAACGAUAUUAAGAAGCGAAAUACAAAGAAGUCGACAGCCGACACAUUGAAUGGGUUAUCAUUUCCAAAAGUACCAGGCGGUCUCUGAAAGCCUUGAGU